Messenger RNA from Trypanosoma brucei brucei TREU927, 1452 nucleotides. RefSeq lists its product as hypothetical. Lineage: Eukaryota; Euglenozoa; Kinetoplastea; Trypanosomatida; Trypanosomatidae. The transcript has a single exon. The record is from RefSeq and is a predicted model, not a curated record. The coding region runs from base 1 to 1452 and encodes 483 amino acids.
AUGAUUGGUAUGAUGGCGCGUAGUGGGGCGGGUGUUUUUCCCCCCAGGCGCCCUGGACAAACGGACGGUGACCUCCGUAAGGAGCUUAACGACCGGAAUGCCCCCCGUGAUUCCACCAUUCUCACCCGCACGGAACUGGACAUCAUACGUGAAAUGAUCAGUGGAAAGAAUAUUAUGACGACACUCACGCGAAGUGCAGUGCGCACCCGCAGUGUUGAGGCUGAAGAGCACAAGCGGCGCAUGCAGCAGUAUGAUGAGGAGCAGCGCCUUUGCGGUGGGAAUGACAAGCCGUUGGAACAGAUUGAGGAAGAGCAGCAGCGACGCCUCAACUUGGAGCGGGCGAAGACGCUGCUUGACGAGCAAUAUGACGAAGUGAAAGCGAUGAAUCAAAUCGUUGACGAGGCCCGGUGCAUUGCCGUGCGUAACGCACAAAUAAGGGAGAGGGAGCUGCGUAAGGAAGAGGAAAUGGAGUAUGAACGAAAGAUGGAAGAGAUGAUGACAGCUGAAGCAGAGAAGGCGGCAAAACUCUAUAACGAACGGGAGGAGCAGCAGGUUGUUGCCCGCAAGAAAACUCUCGCGGUUAUUAAGGCUCAGUUGGAGCAACACGAUGUAGAACGCGUGCGGAAGCUGGAAUUGCUUCAGCACGAACGGGAGGCCAUGACACGCCACCUUGAGCUUUUACGAGAAGAGGCUCAAGCUGAAAAACUUCAACAGCAGGAGAAAGAGAGGCGUAUUAUGGAAGCCGUUGCAUUGGCCAACGCGCAACAAAUCAGCUUAAAGAAGAGACAGCAGGAACUCGAUGAGGAGGAGGAUAGGCGUAUAGCAGAGUUUAUUAAACGGAAACAGGAGCGUGAUCGCCUCUAUGCGGAGGAGCAACAGCGCAUACGAGACGAAAAGGAGCGUGAGGUGGCCAGACUGCGAGCAGAACAGCAACGGGCACAGAACACGCAGGCAUUGCUGGAUGACAUACGAGCACAGCGUGCACAAGAAGAGUACGCGCGAGAUAUGCGCCGAAAGGAGAAGGAGCGUAAGGAGCGUGAGGCUGCGGUUCUGCAGGACCUCGCGCAAAUGCGCGAGAAGCAGAUCGAGGAGCGCAAGCGCAUGAAGGCCGAAGAGCGGCGGCUGGAAGAAGAGGAGGUGGAACGCAUCAACGCCGUACAAAAGGUUGCGUUGGAGCAGGAGCGAGAGCGAAAAAUGUGGGCCCGCAAGCAACACGAAGAGAAUUCUCUGGCAGUGCUCAAACAGAUUAUGGAUGUUGAGGAGAGACGCCGCCGUGAGCGGCAGGAGUACGUGGCCGAGGGCAACAGCAUUAUGAUGCAAAUAAGGGAGAGGGAAGCAGCCAUUGAGGCCAUUCGCCAGCGUAAGUUGAAGGAGUUAGAGGAACUCGGUGUGCCUGAAGAGUACUGCCAGGCACUGCAGAAGAAGAUGAAGGUCAAGGUGGCCCGGCGAUAG